UUCAAAUCCCCCGAGCUCCACUUGAAAUCUAUCCGUCUUUCUCUCUAUCCUGCAUCAUAUAGUGAUAUAUUCUCCCACCCAUCCAACUAACCAUUUGCCAAACAUGGCCAAACCAACAACAGUAAGUCACUCUCACCCACCAACUCCUACCUACUAGGUAGGUCGGUAAGACUGUCAUCCUCUAAUUCGAAUAAUCGUAUGCGUAUCCAGAACGUCCAGUCCCGCCUUGCACACCUCCUCAAACACUGGCCCGUAGACCCGGUCCGUCCAGCCUCCGUCUCUAUGCAAACAUACCUGCAAUCUCGUCUUUCCCCUUCCCCAGUCUCCGAAACCAAGCCAGGACCAUCGCAAUCGCAAUCGCAGUCGCAGUCGCAGUCGCAGUCACUAUCGUCGGCAAGCAACAACAACAGCAGCAGCAACAUCCUCAUCUCGGAAUCUUCGCUCAAUGCUCUAUCAUCCCUCCUAGAAGACCGAUAUGCCCGGCGCUAUCCGCUUUCGCCCAAGUUGCGACGACCCGCGAGUAACCCAGACCACUAUGACAAUGUGAUUCGGGAGUUUGAGGAGGCGCCGAAUAGGGAUUGGCUGGGAAGGAUUGGGAAGCGGUUGACUGGGUUGUUUCGGUUUACGUAGGUCGUUUUUGUUUGAUUUGUGCGCAGGUUCGAUUACUGGGAUUUGUAUAGUAUUGAUUUGAUGUAUUAUAAUGCGUUGUUGUGUAUGGGUAAGACUGUGUGCUUGAGAGAGAGAGA
Messenger RNA from Aspergillus ochraceoroseus IBT 24754, 746 nucleotides. Its product is annotated as ubiquinol-cytochrome c reductase complex assembly factor 2. Bases 199 to 630 code for a protein of 143 amino acids. NCBI's taxonomy places the organism in Eukaryota, Fungi, Ascomycota, Eurotiomycetes, Eurotiales, Aspergillaceae. The record is from RefSeq and is a predicted model, not a curated record. Gene Ontology annotation, molecular function: ribosome binding. The transcript has a single exon. Gene Ontology annotation, biological process: mitochondrial respiratory chain complex III assembly. Gene Ontology annotation, cellular component: mitochondrion; Cbp3p-Cbp6 complex.